This is a messenger RNA of Triticum urartu, 1622 nucleotides long. NCBI's taxonomy places the organism in Eukaryota, Viridiplantae, Streptophyta, Magnoliopsida, Poales, Poaceae. The record is from RefSeq and is a predicted model, not a curated record.
CGUCAGAAAAUGGCAAUCAACUUAAUGGCAGCUUGCAAGAAUAUGAAGAAGUCUCGGUUGUGCUCACUCAAGUACUGUCGAAAUUGCUUGCAUAAUAGGUACGGCGAGAAUUAUAUAAGAGUGGGGCUGCAAGAUGCCUGGAGCUGUCCAAAAUGCAGGGGAGAAUGCAAUUGCAGUGUAUGCAUGACCAACAAUGGAGAGAAGCCGACCGGGAAUUUAACCCGAGCUGCCAAGGCGUCGGGGUGCUCCUCCGUCCAUGAGUUUCUAAACAAGGGGACGUACGUGGUGGCUGCACCACAGAAUUUGGUAACCCCUCUCAAGAGUGCAGACGCUGCUAAAUUUGGGGCUAGUGCAGGUGCAUUAAAUCUAUUGGGCCAUACCAAACAUAUUUUUAAUCGCCUACCAGAUUUAAAUUUACCUCUUGGUCCCUCGGAGGUUGGUUUUCAAGCCUUACAGGCCCAUAUCAACGCUGAUCUGAAUGUGAAGAAAGAGCAAGAUAUUUUGAAUAUUGAUCUCAACAUGACAGUACAGAAUUUGUUUGUGAAUUAUGCACCCAAUGCUGAUGAAAGCGAGCUUGUAGAUGAGAGUAUUGAAAUCGUAAAUGAAGGAGAACGUAAAAUCCAAUCUCUUGCUUUGGCACCUAUCCAGGAGAACAAGGUUCUGUCACUCAAUGAUCCGAUUCAACCUGACAAGCUGGACACUCAGCCUAAUAUCACUAAUGGUCCUUCAAAGAAUGUUGUUGUGGGCACUAGGGAGGACUCUUCUAACCCCAUGCUGGAGAUGGUCCCCUUGGUUUCUGUAUAAAAGGUAAACAUUUGGUCAACCAAUAUAUUUAAUUUAAUUUAGAUUCUAACUCGGGUCAUGCUUUCAUAGACAUUUAUGUGGUUGGAAGUGAAGGAAUCCUCAUUUCCGAAGCUCGUUUUUCUCCUGGGGUUGAUAGCUCUAAGGUGGUUCAGGUACCUUUAGAUUGGGCUAAUUUCAUCUCCAAUGCUUUUUUAACUCUAGAAAUUUUUGACUAGGUCACGAAGUUCAUGUCCUCUCAAAUGUAGGGAAUUAUUCAACAAGGCCUUGAAAGUUAGUAGUUCCUAUCUUUUUUUGUUCCUGACUCUCGUCAAUCCUCACAGGCUCCCACACCCAAGAUGCAGCUACCUAAUGUGGAAAAAGAUGAUGUUGAUAUUACUUUUUCCACCCAUCAAAACAAACCUACUAUCCUUCUAACACCAGGAGAAACACCAGAGCAGAUCUCCACCACAAGUGAAAUGCGCGUGAAAGGAAAAAGGAAGAAGAGAGCUCCUCUUGUGGAUCUUAUUGCAUCCGAGGUGAAACCAAAGGAAAAAAAUGAGGACAUUCUCAACAAGAAGCCUAAUAGGAGGGUGGGUAAAGUAGCCACCAUGAAGGGUGAACCACUGCUGCACAAUGAACCUAAAUCAGUAGAGCUUUAGUAUUGUUGUAAUAAAUCUUAGUUUGUGCCAUGAUCUCUUCAAUGAUUGUCUCAAACUGUUUGGAUGAUGGAUGUAAUAGAAUUAAGUAUACCUUCCAUAAUUAUUGAUGGGUUUCACAUGUUUGAUAAUCAUUUGCAUUGGAAAAACUAUUUAAAUGGAUAUAAUUUGGAAAGUUUUGCA